Messenger RNA from Aphanomyces astaci, 415 nucleotides. RefSeq lists its product as hypothetical. Bases 5 to 346 code for a protein of 113 amino acids. The transcript is spliced from 2 exons. The record is from RefSeq and is a predicted model, not a curated record. NCBI's taxonomy places the organism in Eukaryota, Oomycota, Saprolegniomycetes, Saprolegniales, Verrucalvaceae.
GUCGAUGGUUGGGUGGGGUGGACCAUUGAUGGUGCUGCUGGCCGUGCUGCUGCUGUCGACAGGUACCCAUGAUGUCCAUGCAGCUUGUCCAGACAUAUAUCGCUGGGAGCCAUCAACACAGCGUCAUGAAGUCGUGUUCUCAUAUUCUAAUCGCGAGCAUGAGGUGUGGAUGAGCCAGGAUCCUCGGCAGCGCAAGUGGUUUCUCACUAUUUCAAACGCGGUCGAGGCUAAGAAGACCCAUGUCAAGGUCGUGGAGCGCAAGCAUUCGUAUCCAAUCUUGGCGUCGAUCAUUAGCUUGGUCGUGUUGCUGACAACGAUCUUCUUGAUCAUUCGAUUCACCACAUAACGUAAACAAUCGAUACAAAUCAACGUGUUAACUAGUACACCACCACAGUGCGCUCAAGGACUCGUUCUG